Helobdella robusta is the source of this 864-nucleotide messenger RNA. RefSeq lists its product as hypothetical. Bases 1 to 864 code for a protein of 287 amino acids. NCBI's taxonomy places the organism in Eukaryota, Metazoa, Annelida, Clitellata, Rhynchobdellida, Glossiphoniidae. The transcript has 2 exons. The record is from RefSeq and is a predicted model, not a curated record. Gene Ontology annotation, molecular function: peptidyl-prolyl cis-trans isomerase activity; protein binding.
AUGAGCGCGCAUAAAUCGUUAGGAUCUUUAGAAACCUUUUCUCCUGAUGACAACUCCUACAGCAAGCACAUCCUUACAGCAGGAGUAGGAGAUUCAACACCAAAUGAUGGCUCCACAUGCCUGGUUCUCUUAACUGUCCUUGACAAUAAUAAUAUACCAGAAGAAAAAUUGGGAGGAUAUGCUUUAGAUAAAGAAACUGAAAUCACGAUAGGAGAAGGUGACACUGUGAUUUCUGAGUUGUUGGACAAAAUUUUAAUAACUAUGAAGGAAGGUGAACAAUGCUAUGUUAAAUCUAAUAUCGACGUUUCUGGACAAAAAGUUCAAAAAUAUGAACUAGAUGAUAACAAUUUCAAAUUCAAAUUGACUUUAAAAACUUUUAACAGAGCUGCUGAAAUGAGUGAAUUGCUUGCUGAUGAAAAAUUAGAAAGAGCUGAACACCAUAAGAAUCAGGGGACAUUAAUUUUUAACAAUAAUUUGAAAUUUAGUUUUUUGAGAUUUAAAAAGUCCUUACGUUAUUUAGAUGACAUAGAAAUCAAACAUUUAACCAGCAGUCAAUUUAAGCAAGCAAAACUGUUGAAACUUCAGUGUCAUUUAAACCUUGCAGCAGCCUAUUUAAAGGAACAAGCUUACAGUGAAGUCGUCAGUCACUGCAAUGAAGCAUUUAAUUUGGAUGCUACAAACGUGAAAGGUUUGUACAGAAGGGCGCAAGCUUAUCUGGCUUUGCAUGAAUACAACAUGGCCAAACUGGAUCUAAUCGUUGCUCUAAAACAUGAACCUGAAAAUAAGGCUUUGACUAAUUUAAUUAAAACUGUUGAUUUGAAUAUUAAAAAAGAAAAACAGUUGUACCAAAAAAUGUUCUCAUAA